Brienomyrus brachyistius is the source of this 2868-nucleotide messenger RNA. It is a transcript of the gene stx3a, whose product is annotated as syntaxin 3a. NCBI's taxonomy places the organism in Eukaryota, Metazoa, Chordata, Actinopteri, Osteoglossiformes, Mormyridae. The record is from RefSeq and is a predicted model, not a curated record. Bases 1300 to 2157 code for a protein of 285 amino acids. Gene Ontology annotation, biological process: intracellular protein transport; synaptic vesicle fusion to presynaptic active zone membrane; exocytic insertion of neurotransmitter receptor to postsynaptic membrane. The transcript is spliced from 11 exons. Gene Ontology annotation, cellular component: synaptic vesicle; postsynapse; endomembrane system. Gene Ontology annotation, molecular function: SNARE binding; SNAP receptor activity.
ACUUCUGUGAUGCCUUUCACAGAAUACAUUCCUAAGCAGGUUCUUGUAGCUCGAUGUAUUUGCACAAAUUACAUGCAGCUUUAGUCUGGCACUGUAAGCUGCAUUAAGUGACUCACAGUGAUCUUAUGGGAUUUAUUCUCAUACCAGUGUUUUUGUUGCAUAUUUUAUUAAGUGCAGUGUAAUUCUACAACACAAGUGAUAACUUUGAUGUGCAGAUUACGGCUCCAGCUGGAAUGGCUGGGCCAGGCAGCCGCCUGCAGGUCUUUCCUUUCACUAUGGAAGCGUGUGACGGAGGCGAGUCUGCACCUCAGGGGAGCUGCUGCAGAACACACUCUGGGUAUCUUAGGCUGCUCUGGGCCACGAGGCACAGAUCUACGGUGCCAGUAGUUGGCCGCCUGGGAAACUGCCCUCAGGUUCCUUAUGGGCCAUUGGGGACGCUCGUGUUUCUGUUAAAUCAGGCAUACGGUAUAUAUGUGCUGAAAAAAUACUAGCUGGAACAGAAAUGUUGCUAAUAUGUAGCGCAUGAGGAAACAAUCGUAUGCCCUCUGCCAAGCAGCUUACAGUGUACCAUCAAUGGGCCAUCAAUGGCUUUAAUGCCACUGGUUUUAACUGCUAAUCGAACAGAUGGGAUUUCAGGUGUUAUUUUAGUUAUUUGUGCAGCACCUAUUUCACGCUGAGCAUGUCCCCUAACAUGACCACCUGAACGUUUAAUAUUCAUCUAAAAUUUCUAAUAAAAAUGCACAGUUCUGGCUGCAGAAGCCCAGAUAUUAACUCGGCUCUCUACACGCUGGGUGCCUCACCGCUGUUAAGAUCGCUUGCAGGCAGAUUAGGUGCAGGCAUUUGGGUGACCACUGCCACCCUGCACCUUAUCCUCUGGGCCAGGGGGUCUUUACAGCCCACACUGCCCAGACUGACGCUACUGCUGAAGGGGGGGAUGCCGAGCAUGCGCGCAUGUCAUGGUUGGGGCUUUACAAUAUGAUUACAUAGGGCCAGAGAUUAGCGUCACUGCCCACAACUGUCGCUGUAAUCCCUCUUGAGAGGAUAGAUUUAGCAAAACUACGGGUUCGGAAAGCAGCAGCCAUAUUGUGUGUUUUCAAUGCGUUUUAAACGGCGUUAAAACUGCAGUGAAUGUAUUGAUAAGACAACUGAUUGCAAUUAACUUUUGGCAGUAUUAUUGUAAACCGAAUGGUAACAGUUUCGGGACUUAAGCAACUACCAAGUUUUAAAUUGAGGUUUGUGUUUUCUUUCACUGCGGUGGUAUUUUAAUAAAGUUGAAAAUUGUUACAGUUGGCUUUAAAAAUGAAAGAUCGACUGGAACAACUGAAAGCGACGCUCGACGCCGAUGAUACAGUUGAGACUGAGGUGGCUGUGGACAAUGCCGCCUUUAUGGAUGAGUUCUUCUCUCAGAUUGAGGAGAUCCGAAGCAAUAUUGACAAGAUAGACGAGAAUGUGACCGAAGUCAAGAAACUUUACUCCAUCAUUCUUUCUGCACCGACAUCAGAUCAGAAAACCCAAGAUGACUUGGAAGCAGUCACCAAUGACAUCAAGAAAAUGGCCAAUAAUGCUCGCAACAAACUGAAAAGUAUUGAGCGAAAUCUAGAAUCCCCCGGGGAGCGAGUGUCAGCUGACCUGCGGAUACGCAAGUCUCAGCAUGCAGUUCUGUCGAGGAAGUUUGUGGAGGUGAUGACCAAGUACAAUGAGGCGCAGGUCGACUUCCGGGAGAGGAGCAAAGGACGGAUCCAAAGGCAGCUGGAGAUCACUGGCAAAUCCACAACGGAUGAUGAGCUGGAGCAAAUGCUAGAAGGUGGAAAUGCAGCUGUUUUCACAGCUGGGAUCGUAAGCUCGGGGAUAUCACAGCAAGCACUGAGUGAGAUCGAAGCCCGACACAAGGACAUAGUGCGACUGGAGAGCAGCAUCAAGGAGCUCCAUGACAUGUUUGUGGACAUCGCCAUGCUGGUGGAGAACCAGGGCGGCAUGAUCGACAGGAUCGAGAGCAACAUGGACCAGUCAGUGGGCUUUGUGGAGCGGGGGGUGGCGGACACAAAAAAGGCAGCCAAGUUCCAGGCUGAGGCCCGCAGGAAGAAGAUGAUGAUCAUGUUGUGCUGUGUGGUUCUUGUUAUCGUCCUCAGUUCUGUUCUGUACAGUUUCAUCACUUAGAAAACAGUAGGUACUUCAUAGAUCUCUCCCCAAAACAAACUGGCUUCAAAGAGUUAACAGAUCACUGAGAAACAGCUCUAAAAUCACUUGGAGAGAGACUUCUGUGAUGGCUGCCAAUCAGUAUUUCUUAAAUCUACUGUUCACAAUGUCCUAUGUCUCCUCUCUCUCUCUCUCUCUCACUUUUGCUUAGUCACCCUUGACUCCUUCCUCCAAAGUGGUUCAGUGCUUGGAGCAGGAAUAAAUGUUUUGUGUAAUGUUAAACUGAAUUUUGAAAACCGGAAAGUGUUUUGAUUACUGCAGUUAUAAUCAACAUAUAAUGUUUUUGUUUCAAGUAAAAUAGCUCAGGAUAUAAUAACGUCAUCAAGGAAAUAGGUUCGAUAAAAGUAUGCAGAUAUAAAUCAUACUUACAUGAUUUUUGCCAUAUCCACUACGAAGAAAUGUGUGUGAUCUAUUAAUGAGGGACGGAUACAUGGGGGCAGGCAGUCGCCCCUAGUUCUUAUGAACCCACCCAUACAUUGAUUAAUAUGAAGACACUUUAACAAGUCUACAUUUCAGUAUUUUUCUUGUGUUAAAGCUUCACGGACAUUUUGCCUAUAGUGGUGUCCCAAGAGCAGUAACUAUAUAUUACUGUUUCUUUAUCCUACAGAACGAAUAGCAGGCACUUUCUUUAGUUUGUUUUUGUUGUACUUCAAAUAAAAAAAGUGAAAUAUA